This is a messenger RNA of Lachancea meyersii CBS 8951, 1233 nucleotides long. NCBI's taxonomy places the organism in Eukaryota, Fungi, Ascomycota, Saccharomycetes, Saccharomycetales, Saccharomycetaceae. The record is from the annotation of a GenBank genome assembly.
AUGUCAGCUCGCAAGGAUUAUAGCUAUCGGGAAGACGAAGACGGGGAAAUACCCGCGUUAGUUGGAGGAGAUGAACAAAAUUUAAAAGAGCUUUUGAACGCUGUUAGUUCCGAUGGUGGGACCGGACUUGUUUCUGACAAGAAACUUGAACAAGCUAACAUGCAGUUGGAAACAAGUAAUGUCGUAAGUGCGAAACAAAUUCCAGUUACCAUUAUAACGGGGUAUUUGGGUUCUGGGAAGUCGACAUUGCUAGAAAAAAUCGCUUUGAAAGGGUCCGACAAAAAAAUCGCUGUUAUUUUGAAUGAGUUCGGUGACUCCAGUGAGAUUGAAAAGUCGAUGACAAUUCGUGAGGGAGGGAGUGCUUACGAGGAAUGGCUUGAUUUGGGCAACGGAUGUCUAUGCUGCAGCAUGCAAGACGUGGGUGUCAAAGCAAUCGAAAGUUUGAUAUCGCGCUGUCCUGGAAAAAUAGAUUAUAUCUUGUUGGAAACUUCUGGUAUCGCAGACCCACAACCAAUUGCAAAAAUGUUUUGGCAAGACACUGGUCUAUACAGCAAUGUUUAUUUGGACUCGAUCGUCACGGUUUUGGAUGCGGAAAAUGUGCUAAAAUGUUUAGAUGAUGUUUCGCCUGCGACACAUUGGCACGGCGAAAGUGUCGCAUUAGAGAAGAACAUGACUAUUUCGCAUUUACAAAUUGCCAUGGCUGAUUCUAUUGUGCUGAACAAGAUGGAUAGACUGAAUAAUAGCGAGACAGUACGAAAAGUCGAAAACAAAGUUCGUGAGAUCAACUCCAUGGCCCCGAUACACCACGCCAGCUACGCUGAAAUUCCGCUGGACAAAGUGUUAGAUUUACACGCAUUUGACACCGUCAAAUUUGAGAAUUCUCCACAGGGUACCCUUCACGACCCUCGUAUCAGCACAGUUACCCUAGAGUUCAAGCCGCUGGCCAGUGAAGAUGAAUUUCAGGACUUACUCGAGAAAUUCUUGCGCGUAGUACUUUGGAAAGGGUUUGGAUCGGAAAUUCAAGGCGAUUGGGAAAUUCUAAGGACGAAGGGGCUACUUCGUGUCGGUGACACCUGCAAGAUAAUACAAGGCGUACGAGACACUUUUGACGUUAUGCCCGGUCGCAAUUCAGAGGAAACACAAUGCUGUAAAAUGGUUUUUAUCGGGAAAAGCAUCACCAAGCAGAUUUUGUUACAGCUUUUGUUCCAAGUGAUAGACGCUUUUGACUCCUGA